GUGCUGUUUUCAGUUUUCCACGAUGCGAUCAGUGGUGGCUGAGGUGAGUGAGGUGAGUCCGCGAUGUGCUCUGGUCAAGACAGGAUGAAGUUAGGAAGACAUGCCACCGGCCCUUCUCUGCACUAUCGUCGUCCUAGCGCUCCUCCACACUUCUACUAAUCUCAGGGCGAUGUCGAGCGUGGUAGCACUGGGUGCGGGAGCCAUCUGCAGCCGCAUCCCGGGGCUGACGGGACGUCAACGGGACAUGUGUCGGCAGGCGCCCGCGGCCAUGGUGGCAGUCGGUGACGGCGUACGACUCGCCAGCAGCGAGUGCCAGCAUCAGUUCCGCGCGCACCGCUGGAACUGCACCAACCUCCACAAGGCCAACUCAUUCGGACACGUUGUGCUAGUCGGCAGCAGGGAAGCAGCGUUCACGUACGCGAUGGCGAGCGCGGGAGUGACGUGGUUCGUGGCGGCAGCCUGCAGUCGCGGCAACAUCUCGACGUGUGGCUGUGCGGGGGCGGAGGGGAGCGGCGACGGGACGGGGGCGGUGGCCGGAAGCGGCAGUGCGGCCACAAGGUGGAAGUGGGCCGGCUGCUCGGUCGAUGCCGGCUACGGCAUGCGGCUGGCAAGGCGAUUCCUCGACGCACGCGAGAUCGAAGGCGACGCUCGCAGCCUCAUGAAUCUGCACAACAAUCGCGCUGGUCGCAAGUUGGUGAAAUGGAGCCUAAAGAGCGAGUGCAAGUGCCACGGGGUGUCGGGUAGCUGCACGAUGAAGACGUGCUGGCAGACGCUGCCGGCGUUCCGGCAAGUGGGCGACCUGCUGAUGCACAAGUACUGGCGCGCACGCAGCGUGGCAGCCGUCGCCCAGGGCGGCGUGGCAAAGGGUGGACUGCGGCUGGCCCUGCGUCGUGCCAAGGGCGGCUUCGUGGAGCCUCGCCGCUCCGACCUCGUCUACCUGCACGCGUCGCCCAACUACUGUGACAGCAACCCCGCUGUCGGCUCGCUCGGCACUGUAGGCCGCUCCUGUAAUCGCACAUCCACAGGAACGGACGGAUGCGAUUUGCUGUGCUGUGGCAGAGGAUACAACACUCAUCAAUACACAAGGACUUGGCAGUGCAAUUGCAAAUUCCACUGGUGUUGUUAUGUGAGAUGUGAAACGUGUAGUGAAAAAAGUGAACAGUAUACUUGCAAAUAAUUUUCGUGGUUUUUGAAACCUGAAACUGAAAUCCUACUAGAACAGUAUUUAUUUAUAAGUGUGUGACAUAUUUUUGACUAACUUUCUAGACAAUACUUUAGAUAACUUAUUUUAGAAUUGAGACACUUUGUUUACCAAUUGUUAGUAUGUGUGUAUAAAUGGGUACUGUGUCAGCACUUACUUGGAAAUAUAUCAUAUAUAUGAAUGUAUUCACUUUACAACUAUUCCAAUGGAUAAAGGCUCAAGAAUUUCUUGGAAUCAAUAUCGUUCUCUGAAGGUGCGAACAGAACGAAUGAGUCUCGGUUUUGAUCGAUACCACCAAUCAGGUCCAGAUCGAUAUGACUAUAUGACAGCACAUAGCGAGGAGGUGACCAACGGGAUCACGAUACGUGUGAAAGUACGACUUAACAGUUCACAAUUGACCAAUAAAAUGCUUGAAGCCGUAGCGCAGUGCGCCGGGCUUUAAAAGAACACAUCGAUGGCAGCUCACAUUAAUCCAAUAUCCAGUUAAAUCAUCUUGUAAAUCAAAAACGUCUAGGAUAUCAUCGUUAUGAACGCCAAUCGAGACUGUUCAUACCCAUGCUUUACAAGUGUCGAUCGUGAUUCUAGACUCACACUGAAAGCUGAAUAUUUACCUGACCGUUCUGUUCGUACCCUAACAUUAAUACAACUUGAAUAAUAUAAGAAAAUGAUGAGAAUACAAGAGUAAGCUUAAUUUUAACUCGUACCUUUUUCAUGAAAGCUGAUAUUCCAAAUCAAUAAUUUUAUAACAUCUUAGCGCUAAUAGAUAACCACUACUAGUCUCCACUAUGGGAAUAUAUUAUUUAAUGAAUGAUUGAUUCAUUAUUCUCAAUCAUUCCAUUUCAUGGCCAUAAUAUCCCGAUUAAUACACAUUGUUUAGUAUUAAAACCAUACAAAGUAGCCCAAUAAUUCAAUUCUCAGAAAUAAAACAUUGUAUUAUUGAUCCAUGACAUCUAUUACAGUAUUAUUAUGAAUCAUUUGUUAAGUGCGUAUUAAGUAUGGAAGAAAGUAAUAUCUGUACAUUUUUGUGUUCUCUGAUUUAUAUUAAUUGAAUAAAUACUAGGUUGCACAAUUUCGAAACUAUGUUUCUAUUAUUUGAAAUAAUAUUUUAAAUCAUUCUUACUUAGUUUCAUCAAUCAAUCUAUAAACUUUAUAAUCCAUUUCUAAGAUUUGAUUCCAAUAGAAAGAUCAUUCUCACAUAAUAUAGAAAAUGAUAAUGAAUUUUCACGAGAGGAUUCUUCGAUUUGUAAAUCAACAUAAUAUUACUUCACAAAUUAUAUAACGUAUCGUAUUCUUGUAGAAAAUCGUAUGCUUCUAUUUGAAGUGCGACCAUCAAAUUACUGACCUCAAAGAAAUGUAUUUAUGUAAAGAUUAAAAAAUUGUACUCGAAGAAAAU
Messenger RNA from Nilaparvata lugens (brown planthopper), 2594 nucleotides. Its product is annotated as protein Wnt-7b. The record is from RefSeq and is a predicted model, not a curated record. Bases 101 to 1177 code for a protein of 358 amino acids. Gene Ontology annotation, molecular function: cytokine activity; frizzled binding. Gene Ontology annotation, cellular component: extracellular region. The transcript has 5 exons. Gene Ontology annotation, biological process: multicellular organism development; neuron differentiation; canonical Wnt signaling pathway. NCBI's taxonomy places the organism in Eukaryota, Metazoa, Arthropoda, Insecta, Hemiptera, Delphacidae.